Sinocyclocheilus rhinocerous is the source of this 1136-nucleotide messenger RNA. RefSeq names its product PEX5-related protein-like. NCBI's taxonomy places the organism in Eukaryota, Metazoa, Chordata, Actinopteri, Cypriniformes, Cyprinidae. Gene Ontology annotation, cellular component: cytosol; peroxisomal membrane. The record is from RefSeq and is a predicted model, not a curated record. The transcript is spliced from 3 exons. Gene Ontology annotation, biological process: protein import into peroxisome matrix, docking. Bases 1 to 567 code for a protein of 188 amino acids. Gene Ontology annotation, molecular function: protein binding.
AUGCCUCUGAGUCUCUGCGCUCUCUCCCUUUUUAUCUCCAGCCCCCUGCUGCCCGAGGUGAAGGAGCUGUACCUGGAAGCUGCCCAGCACAACUCGGACACGAUCGACCCAGACCUGCAGACAGGGUUGGGAGUGCUGUAUAACCUCAGCUCCGAGUUCAACAAAGCAGUGGAAGCCUUCAACGCAGCGCUGUCAGUGCGGCCGGAGGACUACCUGCUGUGGAAUCGACUGGGGGCGACGCUGGCUAAUGGAGAUCGCAGCGAGGAGGCUGUGGAGGCCUAUACCAGAGCCCUGGAGCUGCAGCCCGGCUUCAUCCGCUCACGUUACAACCUCGGCAUCAGCUGCAUUAACAUGGGCGCUCACAGGGAGGCAGCCAGUAAUUUCCUGACGGCUCUUAGCCUGCAGAGGAAGAGCAGGAGUCGGCAGCUUUCGCACCAGGUCAUGUCUGGAAGCAUCUGGGCGGCCCUGCGGAUAGCGCUGUCCAUGCUGGACCAGCCGGAGCUCUUUCAAGCUGCUAACAUAGGAGACCUGGACUUACUCAUGAGAGCUUUUAACCUGGAUAUGUGAGCGAGGAUACCCUUUAACCAUGGCAAAUAUCCAAAGUCCUUUAUGAGAAGAACUUUGUCAGAAAAGCAACCUUUGUUUCGCAGAGCACCUUUACAUUCCUGAGAAAUGAGUGCUAAAUAAUAAUACUAUUUUACUAGAUUUGCACAUCAGUUUACGAUUACCCUAAAGAGCACAAAGCCGGGUGAAGAUUGUACAAGUAUGCCUUAGAGAAAAUAUCAGCUAGACCUGCAAUGUAACAGUGGGAAUCGGAGAAAACCACAAUUGAUGAGAGGAACGCAGACUAUAAAUGUGCAAGAACAACAUUGGCUUCACAUUAAUGAUUUGAUUAGACGUACUGUACUGCAUAGACUUCAUGUAUUGGUUCGAUUGCACUCUUUAUUUGAGAUGGUGGGGUUAUUAUCGAUUUUGGUGGCACUUAGUUCAAACCUGGACACUCCUCACCUGAUCUCUGCUGCAUCAUCCCCUUUAUUUCCUGGAGCUUGCAGACCAGAUUAAAAAGCCUUACUUAUCUUGCAUGCAAAAUAAAUAAUUGAGAUGUUAUCGGUAUGAUACCAGAUAAAAGCCAUUCC